GGAAAAGCUGUCCGAAAAGUUGUGCAUGGGCUUGUUAUAAGGAUUAAUCGAAGACUUUGGGGGACUAAGGGGGACCCAGCUGCAACACAGCUCUUAAGCAGUAUACGCCUUCGCCGAACCAAUAGACAUACAUUGCACGUUACAGUAGCCUUAUUCCCUGUCACUCCGAGCACCAGCGAGUCUAGACACAGCGGCCGAAGAUGUCUGGCGGGGCGCCUCCGAUUCCCAAGCUGCCCGGCUACACUGUUUGCCUGCCGCAAUCCCUGAGCGACAAGGGCUUCAAGAAGGGGCAAACCCUCACAUAUGUCAAUGGAUACCAGCGUGAGGACGCGCUGGCGCAAGUGAAGGACCUGCCGGAGCGCAUUGCACAAGCCACGGAUGGCGCUCUGGCCUCCGGAGCGAUGGGCACCGGCGUCCUGCCCGCCAGCAUGAUGCAGGACACUGCCACAAAGCUCCCGCAAUGGGUGGAGAACGAUCGCAAGGUGCUCCGCUUCUACGGAUACUUCAAGGAGUCCGUGGUGGAGAGCAACAUGGAGAACCACCGCAUCCGCAAAGUCAUCCUGUAUUACUACCUGGAGGACGACAGCAUGCACGUGGCGGAGCCGCGCCAGGACAACAGCGGUAUUCCCCAGGGCGUGUUCAUCAAGCGCCACCGCGUCACCCGCGACGACGGCAGCUUCUUCAACCCCGGCGACUUCUCUGUGGGCGACACGGUCAGCAUCUACGGCCGCAACUUCUACCUGGUGGACGCGGACUCGUUCACGCGCGAGUUCAUGGCCGCGCGCGGCAAGGAGCAGGGCGGGCCGCUGCCCUACCCCGGUGACCCCGUGGACGUCUACCGCGCCACCUUCGGCAUGAACCGCGGCCGUGCGCCGCAGGCGCGUGAGGACAGCCCCGGCAGCACCACCCGCCGCGUGAACGACUUCAAGGCGUACGUGGAGGCGCGCCUGGGCAAGCCCAGCCACCUGCUGGACGGCGACCGGCUGCGGCAGUUCCUGGAGAACAACAAGAAGGUGCUGCGCUUCUGGUGCGUGUGGGACGAGCGCACCACCAUGUACGGCGACCGCCGGCCUUACGUGCUGCACUACUACCUCGAGGACGACAGCGUGGAGGUGCUGGAGAUCAACGAGAACAACAGCGGCCGCGACCCCUUCCCCGUCUUCCUCAAGCGCGGCCCGCUGCCCAAGGUGGCCGUCAAGACCAACACCACGCUCAACCCCAAGUUCCGCAAGGACCAGUGCUACAACGCCGGCGACUUCCGCCUGGGCCUGUUCAUCAACGUGCUGGGCCGCGACUUCUACCUGCACGACGCCGACACCUUCACCAAGCAGUGGUACAAGGACAACCUGGGCUACACCGAUGAGGAGAUGUCGCCAGUGGACGUGAAGGAGCCCAUCCUGCCCAAGCCGCGCGCCGCGGUGCCGCCCUUCAACGGCUACGGCACGAUUGAGGACUCGCUGCAGAACUGCCUCAGCCUGGUGCCCAAGCCGCCCAAGCGCGACCUGCACAAGCUGAUGAACAAGGACAAGAUCAUCCUGCGCUUCGUGGUGAAGAUGGUGGACACGGACACGCACAAGCACAGCGCCACCGACCUGGCGCGCCGCUUCAUCCUGUCCUACUUCAUGAUGGACGACUCCAACCUCAUCUUUGAGCCGCCCGUGCGCAACACCGGUAUUGCCGGCGGCAAGUUCCUGGAGCGCCAGAAGAUUUACAAGCCGCGCUCCGAGGAGAUCUACACCUAUCUGGAUCUGUACGUGGGCGCCACCAUCGAGGUGUUCAACCGCACCUUCGAGCUGCUGGAGGCGGACGAGUACACGCUGACGUACAUGGAGAACUACAAGGACAUCUUUGUGAUGGCGGACACGGACGUGCUCAUCCGCUCGCUCAAGGCGCAGGUCAGUGGCAAGGAGGACGCGGUGCGCUCGUCGGUCAUCGCGGCGGACAAGAGCGGCAGCGGUGCGCUCACGGGCGACGACCUGGAGGCUGGGCUGCAGAGCGCGGGGCUCAAGUUCACGCGGCACCAGGCCAUCAGCCUCAAACGCCGCCUGGACAAGAACAAGACGGGGACGAUCAGCAUCGAGGAGUUCCUGGGCCUGCUGGGGCUCUGAGCGGCCGCUGUGACGAAAGGUGGAGGCGGAGGCGGCUAGGACGGCUCGCGACUCGCGUCAGCAAGUCCCUCUUGUAACCAAUGCAAUCUAGGAGCGAGGAGGAGAGGGGGCUGCUGUGGCGCGGCGCUGGUGCGGGAGAUCCGGCUCCCGGAGGUGGCUAAAGCUGUGGGACAGCACGCGCGCAUGACUGUUCUGUACGUACCGUGUGUUAAUGACCCACCCAUUGACCUGUUUCUUAGCAUGACCUGACCGGGAAAGGGGACUGUGAUGGAGUUCAUGGGAGAGGCGGCAAUGGAAGCUGCAGUGAGUUUGCGAUGCGGUGGUUCCUUUUCCCAAGGACAUACGAUACCGGUAACGCGUUUCCAUCGAGCUGUAAGAGCUUGCAGGUAGCUAGGCAGUAGGCUAGGCAUUUGGAAAGGAAGUAGGCAGGAUGCUAGGCUAGACAAGUCCAGACGAACAGUGAGCGUGUGAACGUCCACGCUAGUACUGAUGCCACAACGAUUGCGUGGCAGCAAUGUGGCCGGCCAGGCGCUGGCUUGUGCACGGGAGGGAAGGAGCCAGUUCACGGCGCAGGAGCAGGUGACCCGAUAGGGCGCCAGUUGGCUUACAGACGGUGUAAGCAGUGUUUUCC
This is a messenger RNA of Chlamydomonas reinhardtii, 2739 nucleotides long. RefSeq lists its product as uncharacterized. Gene Ontology annotation, biological process: cilium-dependent cell motility; mitotic spindle organization; mitotic cytokinesis. Gene Ontology annotation, molecular function: calcium ion binding; alpha-tubulin binding. The record is from RefSeq and is a predicted model, not a curated record. NCBI's taxonomy places the organism in Eukaryota, Viridiplantae, Chlorophyta, Chlorophyceae, Chlamydomonadales, Chlamydomonadaceae. Gene Ontology annotation, cellular component: axoneme; mitotic spindle. The transcript is spliced from 5 exons. Bases 201 to 2108 code for a protein of 635 amino acids.